CAUAGUAACCACGCCCAUCAGUAACCACGCCCAUCAGUAACCACGUGGAACCAGAUGGCCGAAGUUGUUUCCAAGAUUAAGUACAGUGGUGGGAGAGGUAGAGGGGUUUUGGGUGCUUUUAAAACAAAGGAGCUCGGUAAUAAAGCUGCCUCUGAGAUCAAAGUAGAGAAAAAAGUUGAAGAAAAGCAAGAUGAACCUUGGCUAAGGAAGAAGCUCUUAGUUGCCAAUAGUUACACUGCUAAUCCUGAUUCUCCUGGCGGAUUUACUGAGCUCACCAUCAAGAAGGGUGAUAUUUUGGAAUUUAUAUCAGAACAUAAAGACAACGAGCAUUGGUGGGAGGCUAGAAAUGGAGACGGUAUGAUUGGGUAUAUACCAUCAUCAUACGUGAUACUAAAGGAAGAUCAGGUGUUGCCCUGGUUGGAACAGAGUGAAUUGGAGUCUCGUGAACAAGAGAGACAGGAGCGUUUAAAGAGACAGCUGCAACAGAAAGACCUUAAUCAAGGGGUUGGGUUCGGUCCUCCUCCAAAACCUUCUCAAAAACCAUACGUAUACGUAUCAGCAUAUAACAGGCAACCAGAGAAACCCACUCCUGAUUCAUCAGCUACUACUCAAAAGCUUUUCUAUUGCGAAGUAUGUGAGAAGUCAUUUAAUGGUCCCAAGCCAUACAAAGCUCACAUGGCAUCACGUGGUCAUAAAGAAGAAGUGGAGAAUCAGGAGUACGAGAAGAAGCACGGCUACUAACUAGUAAUCCAAUAUCAAUUGUAUAAUCAGGACAUUGCAUUAAAUCACUCUUAUAUUUUAUCAAACGCACACAUUGUGAUUCAUAAUCAAUAUUAUUUUAAUUCCAAUGGCUUCACAGAA
Amphimedon queenslandica is the source of this 861-nucleotide messenger RNA. RefSeq lists its product as uncharacterized. The record is from RefSeq and is a predicted model, not a curated record. Gene Ontology annotation, molecular function: zinc ion binding; nucleic acid binding; protein binding. NCBI's taxonomy places the organism in Eukaryota, Metazoa, Porifera, Demospongiae, Haplosclerida, Niphatidae. The transcript has 5 exons. The coding region runs from base 55 to 741 and encodes 228 amino acids.